Molecule: messenger RNA, 1400 nt
Organism: Parasteatoda tepidariorum (common house spider)
Lineage: Eukaryota; Metazoa; Arthropoda; Arachnida; Araneae; Theridiidae
Source: RefSeq, a predicted model, not a curated record
UGAUAAGAAUGUUCUAAGCUAAUAAUUGAUAGACAACAUUGAAAGUGAAACAGGUAAACCAUAAAAUGGAGGGAAAAAACAGUUAAUGGUUUGAAUUGUUCGGAUAUUUGAUUAAAUCUACUUUUGAAAUAUAAUUAUUGUUAUUUAGAAGUUAAGACCAGAUCAUUCAUCCUUUAUUUCAAUUUGAGAAUAAAUUCCGAAACAUGCCAUGAUGUGACACCGAACUUGAACACCAAUUUUCUGAUGAGAUUUCUUCGAGGGUCUUCAUUUAAGACGUCUUUAGCAGUCAAAAGAAUAAAAAGAUACUACGCCUGUCACAGGAAACAUUCGGAUAUAUUCGAACUCUUUCUGCCACAAACCACCUUGAGAGCCCAGUCUUUGAAUCAUAUUACUGCCCUGCCAUUUCGUGCAAAAGACAACUCUAUCGUUUUAAUCCACAGAUUAGGGAAGUUUGAUCCUAAUGUGUGUAGCUUUGAAGAGCUAAUGCGAUUGGAUUUCUUAAUAUUUGAAACUCUUCUAACAAACCCUGUAACUCAACUUUGUGGAAUAACCAUGAUUUGCGAUUUGAAAGAAUUUUCAGCGGAGAAGUGGUCUGAGUUUACACCUUCAAGAAUUCAAUCCAUCUUCGAAAUAUAUGACCGAUCGUUGACGCUGCGCAUCGUUGCUGGACACAUCCUAAAUGCUCCAGUUAUUAUGAAUUCUCUGUACAAUUUGUCCCUCAAUAGACUGGAUCCUGGACUUAAAGAAAAACUUAUAUUCCAUCCAACUGGUGAGUGGGAGGAGCUUCAUUCACAGAUUCCAAUGAAAAUUCUGCCUGAAGAAUACUUUGGUACCUUACCCUCAUCUGGACUUGUCAAUCUGUAUGAUUUAAUCAACAGUAAUGAAGACUACUUCUUUGAACUAAUGCGAUACGGAAUAACUCCGGAAUCGGAGCCUUUAUAGUCAUAAAGCAGAAAUAUCUAGUCAUUCAGCAGAUUCCACAGAAAUAUCUAGUCAUUCAACAAAUUCCACGGAAAUAUCUAGUCAUUCAGCAGAUUCCACCGAAAUAUCUAGUCAGUCAACAGAUUCCACAGAAAUAUCUAGUCAUUCAACAGAUUCCGCAGUAAAUUGUACCUGAGGAACAUUUUGGAAUUUGCAUCACCUGAACCUGUCUACCUUUAUGAUUAAAUAAACAGUAAUGUAAACUACUUUUGACAAAUGCAAUGGGGAAUAAUUCCAGAAUAGAGGAAUUUGGAGUGAGGAAAAAAUCAAUUCGUAGAUAUGGUAGAAGACAGACACAAGUCAGAUUUAAUAACUGUUCUUGAAUAUUAAAAAAAGAUUUUAUUCAAUAAUUACUAUUGGAAGUAGAUAAAUUAGUUAUUUGUAAUAAUAUUGGUUAAUAAAGAAGUGAGUCAAAGAAA